AAGAGCGGCCGCCGCCCCUAGGGGGAAGGCGCCAGGAGGUGGCUGAGCACGGGCAUGAGCUGGCUGCGGCGUCUGCUGCGGGACUAGGACGCCGCCAUGAACCUGCACCAGGUGCUGACCGGCGCGGUGAACCCCGGCGACCACUGCUUCUCGGUGGGCAGCGUCGGCGAGCAGCGCUUCACGGCCUAUGCAUCUGGAUGUGACAUUGUAAUACUGGGAAGUAAUUUUGAAAGAUUACAGAUCAUCCCAGGCGCUAAACAUGGAAAUAUUCAAGUGGGAUGUGUAGACUGUUCAAUGCAACAAGGCAAGAUUGCAGCAUCCUAUGGAAAUGUUAUCUCUGUUUUCGAACCUGUCAGCCUCCCGAAAAAAAGGAAAAAUUUGGAACUUUAUAGUCAGUGGCAGAAAAGUGGCCAAUUUUUUCUGGACUCAAUAGCACAUAAUAUAACUUGGGAUCCCACAGGUAAUCGUCUUUUAACUGGUUCCAGCUGUCUUCAGCUCUGGUGUAAUACUAACUCAAGGAAGCAAACUGAAGAUGAAAAUCCUAGAACAAGUCUUAAUUUUGGAGAUUGGGUGUGCAUUUGGAAUUGCAAAACCGCUUCCCAAGUCCAUUUAAUGAAGUUUUCUCCAGAUGGAGAAUUUUUUGCCACUGCUGGAAAGGAUGACUGUCUUCUAAAAGUAUGGUAUAAUGUAGAAAACUGGCGACCAGCUGUUACCUCCCCAGAUAAAGAUUCAGAAAAACAAUCCCAAGGAGAAAUUGACUUUUCUUUUGUGUAUCUGGCCCAUCCACGAGCUGUAAAUGGAUUUUCCUGGCGGAAAACAAGCAAAUAUAUGCCAAGGGCUUCUGUAUGUAACGUACUGUUGACUUGCUGUAAAGAUAAUGUAUGUCGUCUUUGGGUAGAAACAUUUUUACCAAAUGAGUGCUUGCUAUAUGGAGGUGACUGCAACCACUGGUGUGAACCACUUAAUUUAACAAAUAACUUCAAGAGAAAUGCUUCCAGUAAAGACCGAGUUCAAAGUGCUCUAGAAGGAAAUCUGAGACCUUUCCGUAGAGGUCGGAGGAGAUCACUUGCUCUUGUGGCACAUACUGGCUAUCUGCCUCAUCAGCAGGAUCCUCACCAUGUCCACAGGAACACACCAUUGCAUGCCAAUGCACUUUGUCACUUUCAUAUUGCAGCCAGCAUCAACCCAGCCACAGACAUCCCACUUCUUCCAUCUAUUACAUCUUUAAGUUUAAGUGAAAAUGAAGAGAAGUGUGGACCUUUUGUGGUACACUGGUUAAACAAUAAAGAGCUGCAUUUUACAUUGUCCAUGGAAGUCUUCUUACAGCAACUUAGAAAAAGUUUUGAACAGCCCUCAUCAGAGGCCAGUGUAGAAGACUCUAUUCAGGCAGAUAUAAAAUCUGAUGAAGAAAUGGAGGAUGGUGUUGAUGAUUUAAAAAUAAUUCAUGAGAAGAAGGAAUUGGGUGAAGAUAAAAUGUUACCAAACUCAAGUUUUACACCAUUAUCGUCAGCCGCCAUUGAUCAUCAGAUUGAAGUGCUUCUGUCUGAAUGGAGUAAAAAUGCAGACAUGCUUUUCAGUAUUCAUCCCAUGGAUGGUUCUUUACUAGUUUGGCAUGUAGAUUGGCUGGAUGAAUACCAGCCUGGUAUGUUUCGUCAAGUACAGGUGUCCUUUGUCUCCAGAAUCCCUGUAGCUUUCCCCACAGGUGAUGCAAACUCUCUCUGUAAAAGCAUAGUUAUGUAUGCCUGUACUAAGAAUGUUGACUUGGCUAUUCAACAAGGAAAACAGAAACCUACUGGCCUCACUCGUUCCACGUCAAUGCUUAUUUCCUCUGGUCACAGUAAAUCAUCGAACAAUUUAAAAUUAAGUAUUUUUACUCCUAACGUUAUGAUGAUUUCAAAGCAUGCUGAUGGUUCUUUGAAUCAGUGGCUGGUUAGUUUUGCUGAGGAAUCUGCUUUUUCUACAGUUCUUAGUAUUUCUCACAAAUCCAGAUAUUGUGGUCAUCGUUUUCAUCUUAAUGAUUUAGCUUGCCACUCAGUGUUACCAUUACUACUGACAACUUCACACCAUAAUGCAUUAAGGACACCCAAUGUGGGUAACCAAAAGCAAGCUCAUGACACUGUAAAUACUGAGGAAUGUUUCUUGACACAGCAAAAUAAAAACAAUGUUGAUACGGCAUUUCAAGAUCCCAACGCGAUUUAUAGUGAACUUAUUCUUUGGAGAGUUGAUCCAGUUGGGCCAUUAUCUUUUUCUGGAGGAGUGUCUGAGCUGGCCCGGAUUAAUUCUCUUCAUGUUUCUGCCUUUUCCAAUGUGGCAUGGCUACCUACUCUUAUACCCAGUUACUGUCUAGGUGCAUACUGCAACUCUCCUAGUGCAUGCUUUGUAGCUAGUGAUGGACAAUAUCUGAGGUUAUAUGAAGCAGUUAUUGAUGCCAAGAAACUUUUAUAUGAGCUUUCCAAUCCUGAAAUUUCUAAAUAUGUUGGUGAAGUGUUUAAUAUCGUCAGUCAGCAAUCAACAGCCAGGCCAGGCUGCAUUAUUGCAUUAGAUCCCAUUACCAAGCUUCAUGGCAGAAAAACCCAGUUGCUUCAUGUUUUUCAAGAAGAUUUCAUUUUGAAUAACCUUGAAAAGAAAAGUCUGGGGAAAGAUAACAUUUUAUUGGAUCCAGGCAAUUCACCUCAUAGAUUUUCUGAAAAGUUCUACCUGGUUGUUAUAGAGUACACUCAAGACAACCGUUCACUGUUACGUAUGUGGGAUUUACACUUAAGGUCCAUUCCUGUCUCACUGGAUGAAAGAACAGACACAAAACUAUCAGAAGCUGUUUGGCUACCAGAAGAGCAUUAUUCCUCUUCUCCAGAGAAGAUUCUGUCUCCGUUUUCACAGAGAUUCCAGGCUUGCAGGGCAAAUCUCCAGAGCACCAGCAGGCUCUCCCUAUUCUCUGAAAUGGUGUACAGCAAGGAGAUGGAUCUGCCGGAAGGAGUGGAGAUAAUCAGUGUUAAGCCUUCAGCAGGUCACCUGAGUUCAUCUUCCAUAUAUCCUGCAUGCAGUGCCCCUUAUUUAUUGGCAACUUCGUGCUCAGACGAUAAAGUAAGAUUUUGGCGAUGCAGAGUAACAGAUGGAGAAUCAGCUACAUCAAAGAAUGGAAAAACAGAUCUUGUGUAUAUCUGGGAAGAAUGGCCAUUACUCAUUGAAGAUGGACUUCAGAGCAAUAGUAGUAUAACUGUACCUGGUAGGCCUGUAGAAGUGAGCUGUGCACAUACUAAUCGUUUAGCAGUAGCCUAUAAGCAGCCUGCAUCUAAUAGUAAAUCUCAGGAAUUUGUGAUGCACGUAAGUAUUUUUGAAUGUGAGUCGACAGGAGGUUCAUGUUGGGUCCUUGAACAAACAAUUCAUUUAGAUGAGUUAAGUACAGUGUUGGAUUCUGGCAUUAGUAUUGAUAGCAAUUUAGUGGCCUAUAAUAAACAAGAGGCAUAUUUAUGCAGUAAAGAAAGUAUUACAUCAAACACAAAACAUUUGGUUCACUUAGAUUGGAUGUCUAGAGAAGAUGGUUCUCAUAUCUUGACUGUUGGAAUUGGCUCAAAACUUUUUAUGUAUGGACCCCUGGCUGGCAAGGUGCAAGAACAAACUGGUAAGGAGAACCAGACAUUUCCUCUCUGGGAGAGUACUAAAAUCGUACCUCUUUCUAAAUUUGUACUGUUACGAAGUGUGGACUUGGUUUCUUCUGUAGAAGGUGCCCCACCUUUUCCUGUUUCUUUAUCAUGGGUCCGGGAUGGCAUCCUUGUGGUAGGAAUGGAUUGUGAAAUGCAUGUGUAUUCCCAGUGGCAGCCAUCUUAUAAACAAGAACUUGUUACAACAGAUUCAUACAAUGGAAGCACUCCAUCCAUACUAAGUUUAAUAAAACAAAGUAACUCAUCAAGUUCUGGGCUACAUCCUCCAAAGAAAACUCUUACUCGAUCUAUGACUAGUCUUGCACAGAAAAUUUGUGGAAAGAAAACUACAUUUGACCCUUCAGUGGAUAUGGAAGAUUCUGGUCUUUUUGAAGCAGCUCAUGUACUUUCUCCAACUUUACCUCAGUACCAUCCCUUGCAACUUUUGGAACUCAUGGAUCUUGGCAAAGUCCGGAGAGCCAAGGCUAUCUUGUCACAUCUUGUAAAAUGCAUUGCUGGAGAAGUUGUGGCUCUGAGUGAAACUGAGUCCAAUCACGAGCGCCGCCUUCGGUCUCUCACCAUCAGUGCUAGUGGAAGCACCACCAGAGACCCUCAGGCAUUCCACAAAACUGAAAACACAGACUACACAGAAAUCGACUCUGUCCCUCCACUUCCUUUAUAUGCCUUACUUGCAGCGGAUGACGACAGCUAUUGCUCAUCUUUGGAGAAGUUGAGUAAUGAAAGUUCCAUAGGGAAAAAAAACAAGUUAUCAAAAGAAAGUUAUGAUGAGCUUUUCCAAACUUCAGUUCUGAUGUCUGAUAGUCACAUGUUAGAGACAGAUGAAGAAGAUACGAAGCCCAGAGUUAUUGACCUUUCACAAUACAGUCCAACUUACUUUGGUCCUGAGCAUGCACAAGUUCUUUCUGGCCAUCUACUGCAUUCUAGUUUACCAGGGCUCACCCGGAUGGAACAGAUGUCAUUGAUGGCCUUAGCAGAUACAAUUGCAACUACAAGCACUGAUAUUGGAGAAAGCAGGGACAGAAGUCAAGGUGGAGAAACUCUAGAUGAAUGUGGAUUAAAGUUUCUUUUGGCUGUUCGACUCCAUACCUUUCUUACAACUUCCCUUCCAGCCUAUCGAGCUCAACUCCUUCACCAAGGCCUCUCUACUGGUCAUUUUGCUUGGGCAUUUCACUCGGUAGCAGAAGAAGAACUGCUGAAUAUGUUGCCAGCCAUGCAGAAAGAUGAUCCAACUUGGUCUGAACUGAGAGCAAUGGGUGUGGGGUGGUGGGUUCGCAAUUCUCGCAUCUUGCGCAAAUGCAUAGAAAAGGUAGCCAAAGCAGCCUUUCAUAGAAAUAAUAAUCCUUUAGAUGCUGCAAUUUUUUACCUUGCAAUGAAAAAAAAAGCUGUGAUUUGGGGAUUAUAUAGAUCUCAAAAAGACACCAAAAUGACACAGUUUUUUGGACACAAUUUUGAGGAAGAGAGAUGGCGUAAAGCAGCUUUGAAAAAUGCCUUCUCUUUAUUAGGCAAGCAAAGGUUUGAACAUUCUGCAGCUUUUUUUCUUUUAGGUGGUUGCCUCAGAGAUGCAAUCGAGGUAUGUCUUGAGAAACUGAAUGACAUUCAGUUGGCUCUUGUAAUAGCAAGACUCUUUGAAUCUGAAUUUGAUAAGUCUACAACAUACAAAUCUAUUUUACGCAAAAAAGUUUUGGGAAUUGGUUCUCCAGUCAGUGAACUCAGUUCAUCGAACAUAAAUGCACAUCAUGAUCCCUUUCUUCGGAGUAUGGCACAUUGGAUUUUAGAAGAUUAUAGUGCUGCCCUGGAAACGUUAAUAAAGCAACCAGUUACAGAGGAUGAAGAUCAAGUCAUGAUGUCAGCCUGUAAUCCUAUAGUUUUUAAUUUCUACAAUUAUCUAAGAACCCAUCCACUUUUGCUAAGACGUCAUUUUGGAUCAUCUGAUACAUUUUCAACGCAUAUGGCUUUAACAGGAAAAAGUGGACUGGCAGGAACAAUUAAUCUAAGUGAAAGAAGAUUAUUUUUUAGUACUGCUAGUGCUCACCUAAAAUCUGGCUGCCCCAUGUUGGCUUUGGAAGUAUUGUCAAAGAUGCCCAAAGUUGUCAAGAAAACAAAAAACUUUUGUAGAGCAUCUACUAGUUUUUUUACUAGUAAAGAUUCUUCUCCAUUACAAUCGGAUGCAAGAGAAGAUAAGUCUUCUGCUGUUGACUGGUCACAGUCACUGAUAAAUGGUUUUGAAUCUUCUUCAGAGGGUUCCUCAGAGAAACAGUCAAACUCCACCUUAUCUUUUGAUUGGAGUCAACCAAGUAUGGUAUUUCAAGAUGACUCUUUGGAGUUGAAAUGGGAUAGCGAGAAUGAUGAAGAAAAUGAAGAUCCCCCUAUUUCAAUGAAAGAAAUAAAACCUUUGCCAAGAAAAACAGACAAAAAAUUAGAUGAAUUAAGUAGUUAUACAGACUCUUUAAGCACACUAGAUGAAAGUGACAUUUUAAAUCCAUCAGAAGAUAUAAUUGCUGUUCAACUAAAAUUUAGAGCAUGUUUAAAGAUUCUCACAGUGGAACUCCGUACUUUAUCUACUGGCUAUGAAAUAGAUGGUGGAAAAUUGCGUUACCAACUCUACCACUGGCUUGAAAAAGAGGUUGUGGCUCUUCAGAGGACUUGUGACUUUUGCUCAGAUGCAGAACAGCUGCAGACCACAUUUAGUCAAAGUGCAGGGAAAUCUGAGUUAAGUGAGGAGAUUGAUGAUUUGCACCACCAAACAAAAGCGAAUCAACUGAGAGAAAGUUUCCAGGAAAAAAGACAGUGGCUUUUGAAGUAUCAGUCACUCUUGAGAAUGUUUCUUAGUUACUGCGUACUUCAUGGCUCUCAUGGUGGGGGUCUUGCAUCUGUGAGAAUGGAAUUAAUUUUACUUUUACAAGAAUCUCAGCAGGAAACAGCAGAACCAGUAUUUCCUAACCCGCUGUCAGAACAAACUUCAGUGCCUCUUCUCUUUGCUUGUACAGCCAGUGCCAAAACAGUAGUUGCCAAUCCACUAUUGCACCUUAGUAAUCUAACACAUGAUAUUCUACAUGCCAUAAUAAAUUUUGAUUCACCACCUCAUCCUGAUAGCCAAAGCAGUAAAGUAUAUGUAAUGCAUACUUUAGCAGCCUCACUUUCUGCUUGUAUUUAUCAGUGCCUUUGUGGUAGUCAUAACUACAGUUCAUUUCAAACAAAUCAGUUUACUGGAAUGAUGUAUCAGACAGUACUGCUUGCUCAUCGACAUUCUUUGAGAACAGGAAGUUUAGAUGAAUCAGUAACUCCCAACACAUCACCAGCUCAAUGGCCAGGAAUAAAUUGUCUAAUUCAACUUUUGAAUUCUUCUGGUGAAGAAGCCCAAUCAGGACUUACAGUCUUGCUUUGUGAAAUUCUCACAGCAGUGUAUCUUAGUCUGUUCAUUCAUGGGCUGGCAACACAUUCUAGUAAUGAACUAUUUCGGAUUGUAGCCCACCCCCUAAAUGAAAAUAUGUGGUCUGCAGUGUUUGGGGGAGGAGCGCAGAUGCACUCGAAAGCCUUAUCCGUUGAAGGAGAAAAACAGAACAAACAUUUUAGUCCACCAAAAGCUUCUUGCAGAGAAUCUGCCCCCAUAACCUCUUCCUCAGUAAAUCCGGAGUCACUGACAGUCAAGGAAAAAUUCAUCCCACCUGAGCUAAGUAUCUGGGACUAUUUCAUAGCCAAGCCUUUUCUGCCCCCUUCCCAAAGUAGAGCAGAGUAUGAUUCUGAGGAGAGUCUAGAAAGUGAUGAUGACGAUGACGAUGAUGAUGAUGAUGAUGAUGAUGAUACUUUACCUUCUGAUCUCCCUCUCCAGGAACAUUCUAAUUCAAAUUCAUUCAGUUGGUCAUUGAUGCGAUUGGCUAUGGUCCAGUUGGUGCUCAGCAAUUUGAAGACUUUCUAUCCCUUUGCAGGUCAUGAUCUUGCAGAACUACCGGUUAGUUCACCUCUUUGUCAUGCAGUUCUCAAAACUCUUCAGUGUUGGGAGCAGGUUCUUCUCCGACGACUUGAAAUCCAUGGUGGACCGCCUCAAAACUAUAUUUCCAGUCACACUUCUGAAGAGAAUGUGUCUGCAGGGCCUGCAAUACUCCGUCACAAAGCUUUACUAGAACCUACAAACACUCCUUUCAAAUCCAGAAAUCAUCUGGCAUUGUCUGUGAAGAGGCUUUGGCAAUACUUGGUGAAACAGGAAGAAAUUCAAGAAACUUUUAUCAGAAAUAUAUUCACAAAGAAACGAUGUCUAAAUGAGUCAUUAGAGGACAACAAUGAAACCAUCAAAAAUUCUAUGAUGGAGGAGCCAAACAUCAAUAAGAUAGAGGCAGAUUUGGGAUAUCCUGGAGGUAAAGCAAGAAUUAUUCAUAAGGAAUCUGAUAUCAUUACUGCCUUUGCUGUUAAUAAAGCAAAUAGAAAUUGCAUAGCAAUUGCCUCCAGCCAUGAUGUACAAGAACUGGAUGUUUCUGGAAUUUUGGCCACACAGAUCUAUACAUGGGUGGAUGACGAUGCAGAAACAGAAACCAAAGGAUCAGAAGACUUCCUGGUGAUCCAUGCUCGUGAUGAUUUAACAGCUGUCCAAGGCUCAACUCCAUAUACCCACAGCAACCCUGGCACUCCCAUCAAUAUGCCGUGGCUUGGAAGUACACAGACGGGUAGAGGAGCAUCUGUGAUGACUAAGAAAGCCAUUAAUAAUGUCAGAAGAAUGACAUCACAUCCAACUCUUCCUUACUACCUGACAGGUGCUCAAGAUGGGAGUGUCAGAAUGUUUGAAUGGGGCCAUUCUCAGCAAAUAACCUGUUUUCGAUCUGGUGGCAAUUCAAGAAUUACAAGAAUGAGAUUUAACUAUCAGGGAAAUAAGUUUGGAAUUGUUGAUGCUGAUGGAUAUUUAAGUUUGUACCAAACAAACUGGAAAUGUUGUCCAGUUACUGGGAGCAUGCCUAAGCCAUAUCUGGCUUGGCAGUGUCAUAACAAGACAGCCAAUGAUUUUGUCUUCGUUAGUUCCUCCUCUCUGAUAGCUACAGCUGGUCUUUCAACUGACAGUAGAAACAUAUGUCUAUGGGAUACUCUAGUUGCACCUGCUAAUAGUUUAGUCCAUGCUUUUACCUGCCAUGACAGUGGAGCCACAGUUUUAGCAUAUGCUCCCAAACAUCAACUACUAAUAUCAGGUGGCAGAAAAGGUUUCACAUGUAUAUUUGACCUUCGACAACGGCAGCAGAGGCAGCUUUUUCAGAGCCAUGAUUCCCCUGUUAAAGCCAUUGCUGUUGAUCCAACUGAAGAGUACUUUGUUACAGGAUCUGCAGAAGGCAAUAUAAAGAUUUGGAGUCUUUCUACCUUUAGUCUUCUCCAUACUUUUAUCAAUGAACAUGCUCGGCAGUCUAUUUUUAGAAAUAUUGGAACUGGAGUCAUGCAAAUUGAGACAGGACCAGCAAAUCACAUUUUCUCUUGUGGAGCUGAUGGAACAAUGAAAAUGAGGAUACUACCGGAUCAGUUUAGCCCUUUAAACGAGGUGUUAAAGAAUGAUGUAAAAUUAAUGCUGUAACAUUUUCACAAGAGGAUGUAUGAUUUAUUACCUGCUUUAUGAACGUGGCCAACAGAUGCAGUAUGCAGUAAUCCCCUGUACCAGGGAUAAGCUAAUGCUUUUUUCUUCUCAUAUUUAUUUUAUGUAGCUUUGCCCUUGAUGCACUGAUGCCUUAAAAGUUACAAGUCACUCAGAGUUAGAUCCUAUUGCCUAACAUAGAAUGUUAGAAUGUAUAAAUAAUGCUGUAGUCAUACUAUUUAUAGUAUAUUUUAGUAAAUAUGUCAUCAUGUUAAAGGAACUUUGUUUUCUCAUUGUUAUAAACCCUUCUGCAGACCCCACUGCAUGAAUUCCAUUGACAGGAAAACCCUUUAAGACAGGGGCCGAGAUAAUACUCAUCACUUAUUGACUACAUUUUCACUACAUUAUCACACAGACAUAAUUCUUUUCCUGUUAAUAAUGACAAGUUUAUAUAUAGGUAAGAUAUGAAAUCUCCAUUAAAACUGCUAUUGGGACUUCAGUGUAAAAGAGCCUAGGAGUUCAUUAGAGUUUUCCUCUUCCCCUUCUAUAGCCCAGAUGUGUGUAUGUAAAUGUAUUUAUGUGUAUGUAUAUAUAUGUGCAUAUGUAUAUAUAUAUAUAUCUUACACAUCUUACUUGAUAUUGUAUAUACACAAACAGAAACUACAAGUUUUUUCAUGUGUUUAGUGCCAUAACACCUCCUGCCACAAAUAUAAAACUCUUCUUGCAACUGUUUUUUUAUGUUUUUUUAAUUAUCACUUUAAUUUUCAAGUCAUUUAAGAAUUCAAAGAUUACUAUUUUAAAGAUAUUAAAUAAGUCUCAGUAGGCAAUAAAGAUGUUAUGUGGCACACAAGGCAUUUACAUUUAUGAAUUUGUUUCCAGUUUUGAUUAUCAGACAUUUUACUUAAAUUUUGUUUUAAUUUUAUUUCUUUUUAGAUGAAUUUAGUCUCAAAAUUCUGAAAAUGUUAUAGCAGUGUUUUUAGAAACAUUGUAAAAACAGUCAAAUUAAAUAGAUAGUAUUUAUAAAUGUACAGUGCCCUUCAGAUCUACCAUUGAUAGGAAAUAAACCUUAUAUUUUAUUAUUUUUGCCAAAAUAUAUUAUUUUAUUAUAAAAUUUGACCAAAAUAUUUAAAAUUUACAAUGCUUCUAACUUAAAUAUGCUAACCCUAUUUCUGUCUGUUUCAUGCUAUAUCUUUUUCUGAUUCAGAAUUAUAAAAAACUUGAUAAAUACUUGAUUUUUAGCCAAUGAGACUGGCAGUAGAUGGGGAUAAGUGUUUAAGGGACAGUUAUAUAUGUCGUAGCUUAAAUUUAUUUUUAGUUAGAACUGUAACUGACCAUUUUUAUGUAAGGAAAUAUGGAAAACUAUUUGGAAUUAAAGAGUCAAAGCAAAGAAAUGAAGGGCUGGUAAAUGAAUUUUGUAAUAUCCUCAGGAUACUUUUAUUAUAAAAGUAUAUUGUUAAAGGUUUUGUAAAUUGUAUUUCAUAAUUUUAAAUAUAGUGAGCAAGUUACAGUGAAAACACUGUCAUUAUAGAGAGUUUAUAUGCACAUAGUAACCUGUACCUGUAAAUUGUGCAAUAACAAUAUAUGACUAUUUUACCAUAGAGAAAUCUGUGACAACAUUGCAAACAAUAUUAUUCUUUGAUGUAGCUAAGUUAUUUUUUAGUAAUCUCUUCACAAAUCAAGAUUCAAAAGGCUUUAAACACUUUCCAUAAGAAAGGAAAUUUAUCGUGUUUAUUAAAAACAAAAGGCUUUGGGUAUGAACUAUUGAACAUUCUAAUUGAGGGUUUAUAUGAAUCACCACAUUAUGUAAGCCCAUAUGUAUUUACAUCCAGAGUCAUAUUUUAAAUAAACAAUCAUGUAGUGAUUUUUUUCGCA
Peromyscus eremicus (cactus mouse) is the source of this 11073-nucleotide messenger RNA. It is a transcript of the gene Dmxl1, whose product is annotated as Dmx like 1. Gene Ontology annotation, cellular component: RAVE complex. The record is from RefSeq and is a predicted model, not a curated record. The transcript has 44 exons. Bases 97 to 9204 code for a protein of 3035 amino acids. NCBI's taxonomy places the organism in Eukaryota, Metazoa, Chordata, Mammalia, Rodentia, Cricetidae. Gene Ontology annotation, biological process: vacuolar acidification. Gene Ontology annotation, molecular function: protein binding.